CGCACUGAAUCGUGUUCAUGUGCAGCGAAACCGGACACGUUUGAAUAAUAAUAAAAAAAAGCUUUACUGAAUUAAAUGAAUCUGGAUAUGGAUUUUUGAAGCAGAAGAAAAAGAGAACAGUUCCUGAAGACCGCUACAGGAGUGGCUAUUAAAGGCUGUUUAUGUGAUGCGUGCAUGAGUAAAUAGUUGCGCGCUCCGUCCACGCGCGUCAGCUGCGUUUCCAUCACUGGAUUUGACGGGUUCCCAUCCCAUACCAACAACGUGCAUCACUUGACAGGAAUGAAAGAAGACAGCGAUCAUGCCAUUAAAGCGACUUUGGUCCUCCAACUUUUCUGCCUCUCUCUCCUGACUUCCUUUGGGAAAGGAGAAGAGGCGUCCUGCCAUGGAGCCUUUGAUUUAUAUUUUGUGUUGGAUCGGUCAGGCAGUGUUUCGGACAACUGGAUGGAGAUCUAUGGAUUUGUGGAACAACUUACUAAUCGUUUCGUAAGCCCGAAAAUGAGAGUGUCCUUCAUAGUCUUUUCCUCUAGUGCAGAAGUAGUCUUGCCUCUCACUGGAGACAGGGCAGCUAUUGAUAGUGGUCUACAAAGUUUGAGCAAGAUCAGACCUGCUGGUGAUACCUACAUGCACGAGGGGUUAAGAAAGGUAUUAAAACAAAUGACUACCCAGGGCGCCAGAGCAUCCAGCAUCAUUAUUGCACUGACUGAUGGGAAGCUGGAGGUUUAUCCACAUGACCUUGCUGUGAAAGAGGCUAACCAGGCGAGACAGUAUGGUGCACGCAUAUAUUGUGUUGGUGUGAAGGACUUUGAUGCAAACCAGCUUGCAGAUAUUGCAGACAGCAAAGAUCAAGUGUUUCCCGUUGUGGAUGGAUUCCAGGCCCUCAAAACCAUCGUAAAUUCGAUUUUAAAGAAAUCCUGUGUGGAGAUUUUUAACCUUGAGCCCUCCAGCAUUUGCGUCAAUGAAACGUUCAACAUUGUGUUGCGAGGAAGGGGAUUCACGCAGGGAAGAACCUCAGAUGGUGUGGUCUGCACGUUAUCUGUCAAUCAACAGGAUCCUUACAAUGAGAAGCCGAGUGCAGUGAAGGAUAAUUACGUGCUGUGUCCAGCUCCAGUGUUGACCGAGGUUGGACACUCCCUCGAUGUGCUCAUUAGUCUGAAUAAUGGCCAGUCUUACAUUUCAAGUCCAAUCACAAUAUAUGCCCACGCAUGUUCUGAUGGGAUAGUGAUAGUGAUUGUCAUCCUGUUGCUGCUGGUGUUGUUGUGUUUAAUUGUGCUCUGGUGGUUCUGGCCGCUCUGCUGCAUGGUGGUAAUCAGCGAUCCACCCCCAUCUCGCCCUCCGCCUCCAUGCCCAAUACCUGAACCUGAGGAGGACCUUCUGCCGAAGAAGAAAUGGCCUACAGUGGAUGCGUCUUAUUAUGGUGCCAGAGGGCCUGGCGGCAUCACACCCAUGGAGGUUCGCUGGGGUGAAAGGGGCUCUACAGAGGAAGGGACGCGGUUAGCGAAAGCUAAAAAUGCUGUGGUCAAAAUGCCAGAGGAGGAGUUUGAAGAACCUGUAAAAAGACCCCCACCCAGACCACCACCAAUAUAUCAAGCCCCAGUCCCAGACAAAUGGUACACACCCAUUAAAGGACGUUUUGAUGCUGUGUUAGCAUUGCUGCGGAGACAAUACGACAGAGUUGCUGUCAUGAGACCCACAGCAAAUGACAAGGGGCGCUGCAUCAAAUUCACCCGGGUUCAAAGUCAUUAACAAACAUAAAGUGUCCUUUACUUUGAAGUACGUUCAGACGAGGAUUGGGGAAUCCACAGCGGCAUGAAAACAGUGUGCAACUGUACUUCUGAAUUAAAACCUUGGAGUUUUAAUUCAUACAUUUAUAAAUCUAUCCUGCCUGAUUUUUUUUUCUGCAUAUGUCUUUGAAUAUGGUUGAAUCCACUACUUUUUAACCAUUGAUAUAUAUUUUUUAGUUUUUCUAGUUAC
Messenger RNA from Carassius auratus (goldfish), 1971 nucleotides. RefSeq names its product anthrax toxin receptor 2-like. Lineage: Eukaryota; Metazoa; Chordata; Actinopteri; Cypriniformes; Cyprinidae. The transcript is spliced from 18 exons. Gene Ontology annotation, molecular function: transmembrane signaling receptor activity. Bases 280 to 1743 code for a protein of 487 amino acids. Gene Ontology annotation, cellular component: cell surface; plasma membrane. The record is from RefSeq and is a predicted model, not a curated record.